AUUUAAUGUCUGAGACUGCGAUUACGUGAGAGCUAAACAUAAUUUUUCUUUGCGCAAGGGGAAUUACAAAAGGGGAAGUCCCGCCUAAUAGUAUAAAAGACCGAGAGCAGCAGAGACGCCUCACUCUGAGCUUGAGCUCGGCGCAAUACGACAGUUGGGAUACAUCAACAAAAUGCUUCAAAGAAUCAUCGAUCUACAGGAAUAUUUCCAAGAUUGGGCUUGGAGGCAUUAUUUGAACACAAGAACAAGCUUUUUCGCAAAGCUCUUCAGGCCCAAACUGAAGUAUAAACACGCAGACAUUGAGAUUUUAUGGGAAAAAUUUAAAACUACUACCCAGGAAACUAAGUAUGUGAAGCAGUUGGAGGGACUGGAAUCUGGAACCAAAGUGGUCAUUGAGGCGGAGUACGACAAUGAUACAGACAAUGACCAGACGCACAGUUUCAAAACGGAACAGGACACGGAGUCUACUGCUAGUAUCACGUUGACCAAAGGCUACAGCAAGCAGGCGAAUACUACGAUUGAAAUGGACCUUCCGGACGAAAUGUCACGAAUGACCGCUGGCGAUGAAUCUCCAGAUGCGCGAAAGAAGCAAAUGGCGACUGCCAGUUUCGGGAACAGCAUUCACGUGGGAACUGAUGAAAACAGUGUUGUCAGAAAGAAGAAGACUUGGUCUGUGGACACAACGAUAGUGUCCAAGAGUAAGAAACAAACCAUAGCCAAGAUGGAGGUGGAGGAGACGAGCGCAAAAUAUAAAUUCACCAGCGCCAUCAAACUAAAGGGAAGAGUGGUGGUUGUGAUUCGGGACAGGAGAAACAUGGAGAAAGUCGUGCAGGUGGUUGAAAACAACGUGGCAACUGUUCUUAAAGACAUUAAUAUCAGAAAUGGUGGCAGUAUGAAUGAUUUAAUAUUUGACAGUCAAAACCGUACUGUGGAGCUGCCUGUACACGGCAGUGUGGUGUUCAGGUACGGUGUGUCACAGAAAGUGAAGGUUUCCUAUGGAAAAGACGCUGGUGCAGCAAAAAGCCAAGCAGGGGCAACCCGGAGUGUAUAUCCAUCACUUGCGGUGGAAGAUAUACCAUAGCUGUUAUUGGGGGAGAAGGUUGGUGAUACUCAGUUUAACAGGAAAAUAUGUUGUACUUAUGUUGAAGAACUUGUUAUAUUGUGAAUCAGUGGGAGAAACAAAAUACUGACUCUAAUAUGUGAAUGUCUCGAGUCAUCCAUGUCACCUACUCAAGGGAGGUCUUUCCUUUGGCAGUUGAGUCAAGAAUUCUGAACUGAUACUAACAGUGUGGCUACUAUGGCCAGUAUGUUUUUAUACUGUUGUAGUAUAGAUAAUCCUUGGAUGCAAAGUAACAUUGUCACAGUUGUGAUCAUAGUGUAAAGCACUAUUAAUGGACCUGGAUCAGCGCGCAUAUUGUCUAACCAUUUCCUUUGUAGAUUGCUCUUAUCAUUAGGACUAUUCACGUUAGAUUUUGUCAUUGUGAUAUACUUUGGGCUGUUGGCCAUCAAUAGCUAGGUUUAUAUUGUACCGCCAACUAAUAGUUAUACCUUUAUGAUGCCCUACUACACUUUGAUAUUCCACUAAUUGUACUAUCCGUCGUCAUGUUUUAAAUGUUAUUACAAAUCACGUUUUCAUACUUUGAAAUAAAUUUGCACAUUUUGUA
Haliotis rubra (blacklip abalone) is the source of this 1664-nucleotide messenger RNA. RefSeq lists its product as uncharacterized. The record is from RefSeq and is a predicted model, not a curated record. The transcript has a single exon. The coding region runs from base 173 to 1081 and encodes 302 amino acids. NCBI's taxonomy places the organism in Eukaryota, Metazoa, Mollusca, Gastropoda, Lepetellida, Haliotidae.